Racocetra persica is the source of this 120-nucleotide messenger RNA. Lineage: Eukaryota; Fungi; Glomeromycota; Glomeromycetes; Diversisporales; Gigasporaceae. The record is from the annotation of a GenBank genome assembly.
AUGGUAGAAAUAGUAGAAAUAGUAAAAAUAGUAGAAAUAGUAGAAAUGGUAGAAAUAGUAGAAAUGGUAAAGAUGGUAGAAAUGAUAGAAAUGGUAGAAAUAGUAGAGAUGGUAGAAAUG